CACACUGGCAAAUUUAUUCCGGAACGUUUUUUGAAGCCUGUUGAAAAGAAUAGUUUUAUGCCGUUCGGUGGUGGCGUAAGAUUGUAUCCAGGCAAACAUGUGGCUAUAGCGUCGCUUAAGGCGUUGAUGGUGUUGUUGUUUGGAAAGUAUGAAGUUGAAUUGGUGAAUCCAAAUCAACUGUUAAAAAUUGGUUAUAAACUUGGCAAUGCCUGCCAAGAAAUGAAAGUCUAUCUUACACCUAAAGUAAAGUUUGAUUUAUUAUCAUUAACAAUAUCGAUAUUUGUAAUUUAUACCAAAAGCGAAUACAUGUAUUAA
Molecule: messenger RNA, 315 nt
Organism: Ambispora gerdemannii
Lineage: Eukaryota; Fungi; Glomeromycota; Glomeromycetes; Archaeosporales; Ambisporaceae
Source: the annotation of a GenBank genome assembly